Molecule: messenger RNA, 1068 nt
Organism: Penicillium salamii
Lineage: Eukaryota; Fungi; Ascomycota; Eurotiomycetes; Eurotiales; Aspergillaceae
Source: the annotation of a GenBank genome assembly
AUGCCUUUAUCCAAGCUGCAGGGUGUCAAGCUCCCUGCUUCGGCCGACUUCCACGUCCACCUUCGUGAUGGCCCAAUGAUGGAACUGGUGACUCCCACCAUCCGACAGGGUGGUGUCAACACUGUGUUUGUCAUGCCCAACCUGGUGCCGCCUAUCACGACCGUCGACCGAGCCCUCGAAUACAAGCAACGCCUGCAGGCCCUCGAGCCGAAUGUCAACUUCUUGAUGUCUCUUUACCUCCACGAGACCGUGACCCCCGAGACCAUCAUUGAAUCCAAGCAGCGUGGCAUCACUGGUGUCAAGAGCUACCCCGCCGGCGUGACAACCAACUCUUCCUCGGGCGUUGUCGAUUACACACAGUUCUACCCCGUUUUCGCUGAGAUGGAGCGUCAAGAAAUGAUCCUGAACCUGCACGGAGAGAGCCCUUCUGGAGGUGACGUGACCGUGUUGUCUGCAGAGGAGCGGUUCCUUCCUAAGCUCUUCGAGCUGCACGAGAAGUUCCCCAAGCUGCGCAUCAUUCUGGAGCACUGCACCACUGCCGCGGCUGUAGAGGCCGUCAAGAAGUGUGGCCCUACCGUCUCUGGCACAAUCACGGCUCACCAUCUGUCCAUCAUCAUCGACUCAUGGGCCGGUGACCCAUUCUGCUUCUGCAAGCCUGUUGCCAAGACACCGGCUGACCGCGACGCUCUCCUUCGUGCUGCUGCUUCUGGUAACCCCAAGUUCUUCUUCGGUUCCGACAGCGCGCCCCACCCCGCAGCCUCCAAGCGCGGCGGUGAGAAGAUCGCUGCUGGUGUCUUCACUCAGCCGUACACUACCCAGGUUGUGGUUGAUGCUUUCGAGCAGGCAGUCGACAACGGUGUCCUCAAGGAUGAAGACAUCACGCCAGAACUCGUUGAGGGUUUCAUGAGCAAGUUUGGACGCGCCUUCUAUGGCCUGCCAGAGGAGAAGAAGGAAUUCAUCACCAUCGAACGCAAGGGCGAGAAGAUCUCCGAGAUUCUGCAGUCCGACAAGAUCGACGUGGUUCCCUUCCGAAAGACUCAGGAGACAUGGAGUGUCUCUUGGUCUUAA